This is a messenger RNA of Helobdella robusta, 807 nucleotides long. RefSeq lists its product as hypothetical. Lineage: Eukaryota; Metazoa; Annelida; Clitellata; Rhynchobdellida; Glossiphoniidae. The record is from RefSeq and is a predicted model, not a curated record. The transcript is spliced from 4 exons. The annotation marks the transcript as partial. Gene Ontology annotation, biological process: protein secretion.
UUCCAGCAAAUGCUGGUUGACCUCAAUGACGUCAUGGUACCUGUUAUAAGUCACGGUUUGCUUAUAAUGCGAAAACUAAUUGAAAAGCGUUCGCCACCUGUCGAAAAAUACAGAAACUUACUCCUCAAGAUCUGCAGAUAUAACGUAAAACACGAAGAUUCUUAUGUGUAUUUGAACGCCAUAUAUGCUCUGUCGGCCCUAACCACGAUGUACCAUGAGGAGUUCUUGCAGAUUUUGAUGGACGAUUACGUUGAAGUCGACAGGGGUAUUGGCUCUGUUGAUUAUUUGAAGGUUGAUGAGAAUCAAAUAAGAGUAAUUGACGUCAAGUUAAAACUGGGAGAGGCGCUUCUGAGAGUCGUCACUAGAUUAGGUAGUUCAGCCAUUGCGUACAAGAAUAAAUUAUUCUCAACGCUGGUGAAAGUGUCAAGAAAUGACUAUCCGACAGUCAGAUCAAGUGCCAUCACGAAUUUAGCACAGCUAUGCAAGCUUCUUGGAUUUUCACUCAGCUCUAAUGUCAAUGAGAUAUUCAAUAGCUUGAAGUGUAUGUUGAAGUAUGAUAAGAGCGUUGAAGUUAGGAGAGCUGCUGCACUGGCUACACAUCAGAUUCUACAAGGAACCUCUAAAGAUACUUUAAGGAUCUUGGGUGACGUUUUGGCGGAGUUUUAUCGCCUACUAAAAAAUGUCUACUACAUAGAAAAGGAUGAUGUCGUCAAAAUUCACAUCCAGCAUUCCAUUGAGAAGUUAAAUGACAUUAUGAAGAAUUUUCUCUUCCCGACACCCACUCUACAAAAAAAUAUCUUCAUCUUA